AUGGUCGAACUUGGUCAGUUUUCAAUUUCCGUCCCGAUGCGCACACCCACGUCGCCCCAAACUGACCUCCUCCCGACCAAGCGGCACUCGUGCAAGAUGACCACUGCCCCCAAGUACAAGAUCGCGCCUGUUGGCGGCAGCUCGCGCAACCGCCCGUCACAGUCUGUCUUCGACAUUCCGUAUGCGUUGGACGGGAUCAAAUGCCAGGAGCCGUCGCUCGAGCCAUCGCCGUUUGUGUUUCACCCGUCAAACGAGUAUCAAUUGCACGGCGUGGCGGUCAAGCCCCAGUCGUCGGACAUUGGCGCCUCGUCCUCGACGUUUCCCACGACGGCGAGCCACCCCACGACGACGCUGUCGUCGAUCUCUCGAUUUCAAAUGUACUACCACUUGCACAAGCAGCACACCACCGAGGCUCCUGCGACGACCAGCCACCGCCGCCGGAACGCCUCGUCCAUUGCGUUUUUGCUCUCGUGAGCCGACACCGCACGGAACCACCCAACUUAUUAAUGCACCCUAAUAUUAUCUCCAUUGACACCAUUGUCCA
This is a messenger RNA of Aphanomyces invadans, 544 nucleotides long. RefSeq lists its product as hypothetical. Lineage: Eukaryota; Oomycota; Saprolegniomycetes; Saprolegniales; Verrucalvaceae. Bases 1 to 474 code for a protein of 157 amino acids. The transcript has a single exon. The record is from RefSeq and is a predicted model, not a curated record.